AGAUACCAAUAAAAUACAAUCAUAUUUCAUAUAUUCAAUAAAUUUUUGUGUGCUAUAAUGGCUUCCUGGAAGAAAACUAUCACGUCCCCAUUUAGAAAAGCUCGCACUUUCUUCAAUCAGCAACCAGCAGCUACAAGGGAUGACAAGUCCCGCCUAGAGCAUGAAAGGCGUGUCAUGGAUCUUCAUGGUGAAGUUAUGGCUUGUGCUUAUGAGGACGUUCAAGUGAUGUGGUCCAUUCUUGACAAAUCCAAGUCUGCAGUCUGUAACGUUACGUCUUGAUAUAUGGCUUCGCUUCAUGUACCAGAAGCUAGUCAUAUAUAAUGGCCAUGUUUGUGAGGGAACAUUAUUCCAUGGAUCUAGCUAUUUGGUACGUAUGAGUGUUACUUUGUAGAUAUUAUCAUUUUGUGUGGGAAACUAUGAAUUAGGAGCAUUGAAGGUAGGUUUGUUUUCAGGUUGCCCCUUGAAUGGUGGUGGCAUUUAAAAAAGAAGAAGAUUGUAUUUUUAUUUAAGUGGUUCUAUAAAUAUAUAUAGGAAAAUUAAUGAAAUCCCCGUGAUCAAUCAACACACACGGCGAGAUUUUACUUGAAUUAUCUACAUUUAUUCUAAUCAAAGA
This is a messenger RNA of Mangifera indica (mango), 613 nucleotides long. RefSeq lists its product as uncharacterized. NCBI's taxonomy places the organism in Eukaryota, Viridiplantae, Streptophyta, Magnoliopsida, Sapindales, Anacardiaceae. The transcript has 2 exons. The record is from RefSeq and is a predicted model, not a curated record. The coding region runs from base 58 to 279 and encodes 73 amino acids.